Westerdykella ornata is the source of this 700-nucleotide messenger RNA. RefSeq lists its product as uncharacterized. NCBI's taxonomy places the organism in Eukaryota, Fungi, Ascomycota, Dothideomycetes, Pleosporales, Sporormiaceae. The transcript has a single exon. The coding region runs from base 100 to 486 and encodes 128 amino acids. The record is from RefSeq and is a predicted model, not a curated record.
UUAGCUGGGUCUCUGUAGGUUGGUUCCUGACUCGGCAGCGGUGGCAGUACGGUACUGUGACAUAGGAGCGUCCAACACAGACGAGGACGAGCAAAACAGAUGCCCUUGAAGCAAGGAACUGGACGUUUGUUCUGCUUGUCAAUAAUCACUCCCGGCGGGCUUUCCCAUGAUGGCAGAGCUCAGAGCGAAUCAGCAUACCGAGUACCACAGUACUCCCGUGCCACCUCUGCAACCCCUUCUUCCAACGUCAUCCCCUACCCCGAAAUCUUUCUGCUCGUUUCGAUCCUAUAUGAUAUGAAUUCGAAUCGUCAAAGCUCGCCGCUGGCUCUUUUGAACGUCAAUCUCUCUGCUGCCACUGUGCGAGGAACCUUGGAGAGAUGUGGCCCGUAUCGGCCCCCCUUCCAGAAGCUCGUUGGAAUGUUGGAACUUGUUGGAAUGGCUGCAUUGCUGCUCAUCUCCCGUCCCGUUUGCGGCGUAGCAGUCUGAUCAAUGCCGCCGCCCCUCGCCGGUUUACCUUCUCGACGAUCAUAGGCUCUCUCGUCCUCGCUUCUGCUGACUGUGCGGCGCACUGGCUGGUGUUGAUCACCUCUCGUCGUCGUGCCCCGUGUUCUGCAGCCCUUCCACGUGCCCUCCUUGCCCCUGGUGCCCAUCUUUCAGAAGAUUGGGCCGACAGAUGACGUCCGGGCCAGCCUUGGAUACG